AUAUUUGAAGAAACAGAGCAUUUAUGAACCACAGACCAAAAAGAUAAGAUCCUUUAUAAUUCUCAAUUCCUCAUAAUCUAUAACCAAACGGAAUUGGUGUACACGAAGAUGGGUCCUCCUCUCUGGCUUCUCCUUCAUCUCUUUCUCAUCGUAUUCUCUGCAACUGGAGAGGAUAUCGGUGACAGUACAAGCAUAGUCUUUACCACUCUAGGGAGAGCGACCUACGCCUUUGACAUCUUCAGCCUCCCAACAUCUUACCCACCAGAGCAUAACGAUGAAAUUAGGCUCACUGAUGGUCAAUCCGUGAAUUUCAAUGGGUAUUUUCCCUUUCCCUCUUCUUCAAUCCUAUCUCUGCUCCUCCCUGAUCAAACUCUCACUCUAGAUCCAACUCUUUCGCCUCCUGUGCAACUUCUCGUCUAUGUCACAGAGAGAUUUGGCAUCUCCAACAUCUAUCUUGAUGCCCAUUUCAACGACGAUUCCAUCGACUUCAACCCAUCAACAAGAAGAUCAGCUCUUGAAAGCCCAUCUCGUAUUAGGGUUCCUCUGUUAAACCCAAAACAAAGUGAUGACAAGAUCUCCAUGAAAGACCGACCUUCUGUUGCAGGAGAGCAUCUUAUCUAUGUAUCUACCCAUGAAAAUCCUGGGGUACCCCGAACAAGCUGGGAUGCUGUGUACUCGACCAAUAUAAUAACAGGUGAGACUCGCAGGUUAACCCCUUACAGAAUCGCCGAUUUCAGCCCUUCUGUGUCUCCAUCUAGGGUUUGGACCGCUGUAGCUUCAUCUGGUGAGAAGGGUUGGAACGGUGAGAUUGAAGAACUCAACACGGAUAUUUAUAUCUUCAGAACCCAAGAUGGGUCUGAGAGGAUUAAAUUGGUCGAUCAUGGAGGUUGGCCUUGUUGGGUCGAUGAUUUCACUCUGUAUUUCCAUCGCAGAAGCGAAGAUGGAUGGUGGAGCGUUUACAGAGCGAGUCUUCCUCGUUCUCAAAGGAUACGAGCCGAAUCAGUUGCAAUUGAACGACUCACUCCGCCGGGUCUCCACGCGUUCACUCCAGCUGCUUCACCGAGUAACAAGAGCUUCAUCGCUGUUGCAACCAGGAGACCCACUUCAGAUUUCCGCCAUAUCGAGCUCUUCGACCUUGGACGCAACGAGUUCAGGGAGUUAUCUCGGCGAGUCUCACCCAAAACCCACCAUUACAACCCGUUCUUCUCCCCUGAUUCGACUCGUGUUGGGUAUCACAGAUGCAGAGGAAGCAUCAAUGGAGGAGCAAGUGGAAGUGGUCCUCUUAUGCUUGAGAAUCUCGAGAGUCCAUUAAAAGAUCUCUCUCUGUUCAGGAUCGAUGGGUCUUUCCCUUCUUUCUCCCCCGACGGAGAACGAAUUGCUUACGUGGGUUUCCCGGGCGUUUACGUUGUGAAUCGUGACGGUACCGGAAAGAGGCAAGUCUUCCCCGGCACUGCCUUCUCUACUGCCUGGGACUGGAAGAGAAGUGGGGUUAUCUACACCAGCGUUGGGCCUACUUUUGCUGAAGAAAGCACAGGCGUUGAUAUAGUAUCUAUCUCCAUUGAUGAGGAUGAAGAUGAUCAAACCGGUUAUGUCCCUUACAAGAAGAUGACGAUUGGUGGCAAAAACAAUGCUUUCCCUUCAGCAUCACCGGAUGGGAAGUGGGUCGCAUUCCGGUCCGGCCGGUCGGGCCAUAAGAACCUAUAUGUGAUGGAUGCUUUAGAGGGAGAGAAAGGUGGGCUCCGCAGGCUUACAGAGGGGCCAUGGACGGAUACGAUGUGCAAUUGGUCUCCAGAUGGCGAGUGGAUCGCUUUUGCCUCAGACCGGCAUAACCCGGGUGGAGGAAGUUUCGCUAUUUACUUCAUUCACCCGAACGGAACAGGGCUUAAGAAGGUGGUUCAUAGUAGUGACGCUGGUCGAACCAAUCAUCCCUGGUUCAGCCCGGAUGGGAAGAGCAUUGUGUUUACAUCAGACUAUGCUGCCGUUUCAGGAGAGCCAAUAGCAAAUCCUCAUCACUAUCAGCCUUAUGGGGAUAUUUUCACAGCUAAGGUAGACGGGUCGGAUCUCCGGAGGCUAACCCAUAACACGUAUGAAGAUGGUACACCUGCAUGGGGGCCCAUAUUCAUCAGGCCUGUCGACGUGGUUGAGUCACCAUAUAGUAUGCCUCGGUGCUCGUUUGAUGAUUGUCAUUGGCUGGGACAGGCUAAUAGUAAUGAGGUUGGGAUCAUGGGAUCACAUCCCGGGUCUCAACCAAGUGGUCCAGGCCCGGAUGUGAUCAAGUGUUGAAAAUCUGGCGUUAGCAGAGGAAGAUAUCUUAUGUGAUGAGGGAUUGUAUAGUAGGUAUGGGAAUGCAUAACGUUGUACUAUUGCCCUUUUUUUUCUUUUGUUCCUUUUCCUUUUUAAAUAUAUGAAUGUAAUAUAGUAUCAUAUGAUAA
Macadamia integrifolia is the source of this 2432-nucleotide messenger RNA. RefSeq lists its product as uncharacterized. The transcript has a single exon. Bases 109 to 2283 code for a protein of 724 amino acids. NCBI's taxonomy places the organism in Eukaryota, Viridiplantae, Streptophyta, Magnoliopsida, Proteales, Proteaceae. The record is from RefSeq and is a predicted model, not a curated record.